AUGGUUUUAGGCGCGGUCUCCGCCAUGGCGGCAAACCAAGCCGAGCGGUUAAAGGAAGACGGUAACAGUUGCUUUAAGAAAGAGCGUUUUGGUGCGGCUAUUGAUGCUUAUACCGAGGCGAUAACCUUGUCUCCAAAGAUUCCUGUGUAUUGGACAAACCGAGCUCUUUGCCACAUGAAGCGAAAAGAUUGGACUAGAGUCGAAGAGGAUUGUCGCAAAGCUAUUCAGCUUGACCACAAUUCCGUCAAGGCCCACUACAUGCUAGGACUUGCAUUAUUGCAGAGCAAAGAAUAUGCUAAUGGAGUUAAAGAGUUGCAAAGGGCUUUAGAUCUUGGAAGAGGCGCAAAUCCAACGGGAUAUAUGGUAGAAGAAAUAUGGGAAGAGCUUGCUAAAGCAAAAUACAUGGAGUGGGAACUGGCUUCUGCGAGGCGGUCGUGGGAAUUGAAUAGUUUAAAGGAAACUUGUGAGGCAGCUCUUAAUCAACAACGUGCUUUGGAUAUGUCUCGAACAGAAGAGUCUUCAGAAGAAGCUUAUGCUUCCCAUACUGAGCAAUUGAAAGCCCUUGAUCGAGUGUUUGAGAGAGCUGCAGAAGACGACAAACCAACUGAGGUGCCAGAUUAUCUGUGUUGCAACAUUACUCUGGAGAUAUUCCGAGAUCCUGUGAUUUCACCAAGUGGAGUUACAUAUGAGAGAGCAGCAAUCCUUGAACAUCUUAAGAAGGUGGGGAAGUUUGAUCCAAUAACGCGUGAGAAAAUGGAUCCGUCGAAGCUGGUUCCAAAUCUGGCAAUCAAAGAGGCAGUGGCUGCUUAUCUAGAGAAACACGUCUGGGCUUACAAAGCGGGUUCUUGA
This is a messenger RNA of Microthlaspi erraticum, 849 nucleotides long. The record is from the annotation of a GenBank genome assembly. NCBI's taxonomy places the organism in Eukaryota, Viridiplantae, Streptophyta, Magnoliopsida, Brassicales, Brassicaceae.